This is a messenger RNA of Cutaneotrichosporon cavernicola, 645 nucleotides long. RefSeq lists its product as uncharacterized. The record is from RefSeq and is a predicted model, not a curated record. Bases 1 to 645 code for a protein of 214 amino acids. The transcript is spliced from 4 exons. NCBI's taxonomy places the organism in Eukaryota, Fungi, Basidiomycota, Tremellomycetes, Trichosporonales, Trichosporonaceae.
AUGAACCCGGCACUGUCCCUCGUCACCAGACCCGAGAUGGACCUCGGCGAACGGAGCUUCAUGACAGUGUGUCCGCUCGCUCGGGGCUCGUUGGGAAAGCCCGAGCCUUUUCCCAAGGCUCCGCCAUCAUCCAAGGUCCAGUCCUGGUCUUCUCCCAUGGCCCAAUCCUCCCUGGCAUCAGCCACCAAGUCGAAGAACCAGUCCACCGACCCAUCCCCGCCCGCGCAGACACCCACCAAGCCUCCCCACGACCUUCCCGCCUCUCCCGGAGCUCCUGUCGGACGGGACCAGGCGCACGAGAUACUCGCUGCGCUCCUCGUCCUCGUCGGUCUGCUCAAUGUCCAGCUUGUCAAGUCGCCGGGCAGCACGAUGCUGCCACUCGUUGGCCCGGAUGAGGCCUUGUUGUUGGAUCGCAACCCUACCCUGCAGCUCGAUCUGCCCAGCUGUAACUGCGCGUCAGAUUGCGUGGCUGCUCGCCGCGAGGUCCUGCGGAUGCAGAUGGAUGCUGCUGCGGGCCUUGCAAGAAUCGAGCAAGCCGAUCCGCUACUCCUCCGCCUCGUCCGCUUUCUGUGGCGCAUGUGGGCGGGAGAGCCCGAACCCGCGUACGUGUGGUGGUGCAGCGCCGAGGAGAUGCGCAAACUGUAG